Funneliformis geosporum is the source of this 273-nucleotide messenger RNA. NCBI's taxonomy places the organism in Eukaryota, Fungi, Glomeromycota, Glomeromycetes, Glomerales, Glomeraceae. The record is from the annotation of a GenBank genome assembly.
AUGAGUGACCUAAAUUCACUAACUAGAGAAAGUCAUUUUAAUGGGAUAUUAAAAAUUAACGAUCAGAUCAAAACCCAUUUGGAUCCUUUAGUCGAUGGAGGUCCAGAUGAAAAUCUGCAGCGUAAUAUGGCAACGCUCUUUCAAAAACUAGCUGGCAUAACGUUGCCAAUUGACAAAUACAGUUUCCACCUCAAUUCUCAAGGCCAGGUAGUCGAUUUGGAGCUUGUAAUGAAAAACUUUUGUUAUGCUGGUAAGGCUUUAUGUACUCUUUAG